Caenorhabditis remanei is the source of this 2979-nucleotide messenger RNA. RefSeq lists its product as uncharacterized. The record is from RefSeq and is a predicted model, not a curated record. NCBI's taxonomy places the organism in Eukaryota, Metazoa, Nematoda, Chromadorea, Rhabditida, Rhabditidae. The coding region runs from base 1 to 2979 and encodes 992 amino acids. The transcript is spliced from 10 exons.
AUGGAUGAUUUAUGGGAUAAUCACGGAAUACACCAACAGGAACAGUACGAACCAAAGAAAUCUGUUGAUCAAGCUCAUUCAUCAUGUGCAGAAGAUGUGUUCAAGUAUUGCAAUGAGGUACAACAAAGUAUGCUUGCCAUGCAUUACACACAUCAAGAUCAGUUAUCCAAAUACUCCCAAACGUGGGGUGGACUGCGACCGAUGGAAUUGAAUGAAAUAGAUGAAACAGGAUCAUUGUCAGCGGCUACUAAGACAAUUAUUUCUAGUCCAGCAGAAAUAGCCCUGUCUGAAAAGCAUGAUAUUUUGGAAUUACCGAAACACAUGCUGGGUAUGGUUGGUUGCAAUAAAAAAGGAGAACGACAUAAUACAGAUAAAAAGGAAGGCAAUGCCGAUAACUCCAAAAUUUUGUUGACUACUUCUUUUCAAAUCGGUGCUCCUCCAAGUGCUUUCAAUCCGUCCUCUCCAGCAGCUCAUUUUUCUUCUAAUGUAAUGGAAGAAAAAUUUAAUGAGCUUGAUGAUAAUGGUUCUGUAAACUCGAAUAAGUUGCAAUUAUUGCCUCAGAUCAAGAAAAAACAAAAAACCAGAGACACGAUUUGUAAGAUUCCGAAGAUUGAUGCUCAUCAGAUUUCCGAUAAAGAACCAUGCGUUCUGAGAAUGGCAAACAAUAAGAAUAACUUGAGUAUUAAUGAUGAUGGAAAGCACGUGACCGUAACUGGGCUUGGUGUCCAAAACGACAGUAUACUCGAUUCAAAAAAUGUCACAGAUGGUCCAUGGGUUUCUGUUUAUGAAGACCUAUGGAUGGCUACAACACCAAAAGAUGGAUAUAUGGAAGAGAACAAGCAACAUCCUUUGGAUAUAACCAAUGAGCUAGAGUUUCUAAGCUCAAAAAACAAUCUCAGCGUGUUAGUUUGCAACCUGGAUUCCUCUGUGCCUAAUGACUUGGAGCGACACGAGUACAUAGAUAAAAUGGAGCCUUAUAUUCAACCGAACUUGUUCCCAAUUCAGGACAACCAACAACCAAAUGCUCAAAACUUGCCGUUUGCACGUUUGGAAUUGGAAAGCUAUUUCGAACAAAAUCGGAAGUCAACUGAUUCUAAAAAAUCUGAAAAAGUUGCUGAUUCCUGUAAAGAUGAUGUAGACGACAUCAAAACCCAUGAUUCAAAUGCUGCUGCAGCAAUCUCUCCUUCAUCAAUCAGUGCUAGAUUUGAGUUAGACAGCACAUCCCUCUUGGACAGUUCAGAACUGGACACACAAUUUUCUGAUUAUGUCUCAGAAAUUGCCGACGAAAAAGAAGAUUCAUUCGAUGGACAGAAAAAUCCAAUGGAUUUUGAUAGAUGUUUUGAAGAAAUUGAUAGAGUGAACAAAGUUGGAGGGAUAAAAGACGAUGAGAAAUACUUGGAGCUUUCGGAUCACAACUGUAAAACUGGUUCCACUGCGGAGACUGGGGAAACUUUCAAUUCUACAGCAACUACUGUAAGUUUAAAUCAGGCAGAGCAGAUGACGCCUCUGCUUCACUGCAACACAGAUAGUCUUUGUUUCUCAGGUCCUUUGAUAGUUGAAGAUUUUGCUCAAACAUCAGUCAAAGAUAAUACAGAUGAUCUUCAUUUCUCAGGCCCUUUGAUAAUGGAACACGCCCAAACAGAAGUCAAAAAUAAUACAAAUUAUCUUUGUUUCUCAGGCCCUUUGAUACGGGAACAUUUUGAGCAAGCAGAAGUCAAAGAAUUCGUGCAAACAGAUGCUGAAGAUUUUGAGCGCAUGGAAGAAGAAGAUGCUGGCCAAAUAGAAGAUGAAAACAAAAUUGAUCUGGAUUCGCUAUUCAAAUUAAUCAAAGAUGAUAUUUCCAAAUUCGCUGCAAAUAUAAUCAGGAAAAAACUUGAGAAUCCAAAGUUAAGGACAAUUGAGGAACCCAAAUUGUUGCGUGAAAACACGUCUUUGACGUUCUUAUUCGGAGAUACCAUAGAAGGGUUAGCAAAAGAGUACUGUGCUCCCGUGGUAGAGUUUAAAAAAUUGUAUUUCGGGGAAGAAGAGUUUGCUGUGACAAAACUGGUCAAAACGGCAUGGAAAAAAAAGAAAUCGGCUACUACCAUGUACUAUCGACAAUUUCUCAAUUAUUUUUGGGCUGUGACGACGUUCAGCGAUAUGCGAGAUGUGAAGUCAAUUGAGGCGUUGACGGAAAAAGAAGCGGCUUUCUUUUAUAUGGCGGUGUUUUUGUACUAUUCACCCGGGCAGUUAAAUAACGACUUGUCACUGAUUAUUUUCGAGCUCACUCUACAUUUGGCAACAUCUGAAGUCUUUGGAAAACUUAGCGGAAUGCGUGCGCAGAAGUUCAUAAUAAAGCACACCAAAUCUAACUGUCCCGAAACCAAAAGCCCGUAUUCGAGUGUGAAACAAAAAUCAUACCAUGCUGUCAAAUCGUGGAGAAGGUUCACAGACAUGAGUGGUUUCUCACCAGGACUCAAAUGUUUCAAAUGGCUUUGUCGAAUCGUUACCGAUGAAAAAAUUGGACCAAUAAACAAUGCUCGUGAUCGUCUCAUAGAAUAUCAUAUAAAACUACGAGAAGAAGAGUUCGAUACGGAAAAGAAAUGUAUUGUGAAUGAUAUUCGGAGAGGAUAUUUUCACCAACCAACCACGUGCGCUUUUCCUGCUCCCGACAAUGUGGAUCGUCCAACAAAUUCGUUUUCUUCGAGAAAUAUCAAACGACGCUCAAAUAAUGGAGAUCUGAUCGGUUCAACACAAAAGAAAACAAAACGUUCAUCAAACGUGGACGGAUCAGAAGCUACUCGUCCUUCAAUAUCUUCCGAACAACCACAAAAUAUGGAUCCGGUGAAAAUUAAAGUCAGUGUGAAGACAGACACAGGAGUCAUUUUUAUCCGAAAUUGUCACAUCGCGAUGUCACAGAAACCCAAAAAAGAUCCGCCUAAAACUCCAACUUUCGCUAAACUGAAUGCCGAGAUCGAAAAGUUCAACCUGGAACACUAG